This is a messenger RNA of Paramormyrops kingsleyae, 841 nucleotides long. The record is from RefSeq and is a predicted model, not a curated record. Lineage: Eukaryota; Metazoa; Chordata; Actinopteri; Osteoglossiformes; Mormyridae.
UUCCGUCUGCAGCAUCCUUCAAUCACCUCCAGCGUUACCGUAGCAACAGGGGACCAGCUCACGCGGUCAGAACCAGGGUCACAGGGAUGAGUGCGGAUUAAAAGAAAGGACAGUCCAGCUUUACUGGGUGUAAACAAGACACCCAAAAUUUAGCGUCGCAAAGAUGCUCAUCAGCGAGGAAUCAUCGAUCAGUGUUGCGCUAUGAGACGGCGGGGCAGCAAUAGCAUUUACUGGAUCCGUAACUCCGACUUGCCAGGCAUGAGUAAUCGGUAGUAGAUAGCAGGAUCAUUGACAUCCGAAAACAUGGCGGAUAGCAAGGAUCCUCUAAGACAGCUGAAGGAUCUUGCACAGCUGAAGGAUCAGCUAGAGGACAUUCAGAAGCGGGUUGAGGGUGAAGUCCAUGCGGGAAUACCACAGGGGAGCACUGUGCUGUCCUCUCCCUUCCUGAAAGGUUUCCUAGCUGGAUACGUCGUGGCGAAGCUUCGCUCCUCUGCGAUCCUCGGAUUGCUUCUGGGAACCUGCACGGGGAUAUACGCGGCACAAAACUACAAAGUACCGAAUGUCGAGAGGACCCUCAAAGACUACUUCAACUCCACCAAGAGAAGGCCCAGCUAACAGUGUGCUGAUCAGCCCCUUUCUCUCCAGACAGGAAAGCACAGCCCGGUUCAUGUCAAAUGACCAAAUUACCCCCCAUUUUCUUCAUUGUUACAGUGCUGUACUGUUGGUAUCAUGUUGGGUUUUCAUUCAAAGUGUUAGAAUAUAGUCAGCUGAAUUUAUAAACAGUCAUUACUAGGGGCAAAAUGUACAGUAAUCCCUACACAAUUAUAAUGUGUGCAAUGUU